Molecule: messenger RNA, 2865 nt
Organism: Acanthosepion pharaonis
Lineage: Eukaryota; Metazoa; Mollusca; Cephalopoda; Sepiida; Sepiidae
Source: the annotation of a GenBank genome assembly
AUGCCCAGCGGACUUUGGUGUGUUGCCGCUGCCAAGAUGGAACUCAGAGUUGGUAAUAAGUACCGUCUUGGCCGAAAGAUUGGCAGCGGCUCUUUCGGAGAUAUCUACCUUGGUACCGAUAUAUCCAAUGGUGAGGAGGUUGCAAUUAAGUUAGAAUGUGUAAAAACCAAGCACCCUCAGCUUCACAUCGAAAGUAAAAUCUACCGAAUGAUGCAAGGUGGAGUUGGCAUUCCGACCAUCAAAUGGUGUGGCGCUGAGGGAGAUUACAAUGUGAUGGUGAUGGAACUUCUAGGCCCAAGUCUGGAGGACCUCUUCAAUUUCUGCUCAAGAAAAUUCAGUCUCAAAACUGUACUGUUGCUUGCAGAUCAACUGAUCAGUCGGAUUGAAUAUAUUCACUCAAAAAAUUUCAUCCAUCGAGAUGUGAAACCAGAUAAUUUUCUUAUGGGAUUAGGCAAAAAAGGAAAUUUAGUUUAUAUUAUUGACUUUGGACUUGCAAAAAAGUACAGAGAUGCAAGGACACAUCAACAUAUUCCUUAUCGAGAAAAUAAAAAUCUUACUGGGACUGCAAGAUAUGCUAGUAUAAACACUCAUCUAGGAAUAGAGCAAAGUAGACGAGAUGAUAUGGAGUCUUUAGGCUAUGUUUUCAUGUAUUUCUUGAGGGGAAGCUUGCCAUGGCAGGGAUUGAAAGCAGCAACCAAACGACAGAAAUAUGAAAGGAUAAGUGAAAAGAAAAUGUCAACACCAAUUGAAGAGCUGUGUAAAGGUUUCCCUUCGGAGUUUGCUACCUACUUGAAUUUCUGUCGAUCAUUACGGUUUGAUGACAAACCUGAUUAUUCCUACUUGAGGCAGCUCUUUAGAAACCUCUUCCAUCGGCAAGGAUUUACUUAUGAUUAUGUUUUUGACUGGAACUUGCUGAAAUUUGGAGGUAGGUCUAAUGAUGAAUCUGAUAGAGAUAGAAAAUUACACAGUUCUACAGCUCGAGGGUUACAAGGCACUACCACUGCUGGCCGUGUACGGUCAGACCAAGUUCCUGUCUCGGCUUCACCAGCAGGAGAAUAUGGCAGUAAAGAAGCCUUCAUUAAGAAAGAACAUGGCACCUUCUAUUUUUUCUUUUCCUUUUGUUUCUCUCUCUUCUUUUUUUUGUUUCUCUCUUCUUUUUUCUCUUCUUUUUUCUCUUCUUUUUUCUCUUCUUUUUUCUCUUCUUUUUUCUCUUCUUUUUUCUCUUCUUUUUUCUCUUCUUUUUUCUCUUCUUUUUUCUCUUCUUUUUUCUCUUUUUUUUUCUCUUCUUUUUUCUCUUCUUUUUUUUUCUUUUUUCUCUUCUUUUUUCUCUUUUUUUUUUUUCUUCUUUUUCUCUUCUUUUUUCUCUUCUUUUUCUCUUCUUUUUCUCUUCUUUUUCUCUUCUUUUUCUCUUCUUUUUUCUCUUCUUUUUUCUCUUCUUUUUUCUCUUCUUUUUUCUCUUUUUUCUCUUCUUUUUUUUCUCUCUCUUUUUUUUCUCUCUCCUUUUCUCUCUCCUUUUUUUCUCCUUUUUUUCCUUUUUUCUCCUUUUUUCUCUCUCUUCUUUUUUCUUUUUUUCUCUUCUUUUCUCUUCUUUUUCUUCUUUUUUUCUUCUUUUUUCUCUUCUUUUUUCUUCUUUUUUUCUCUUCUUUUUCUCUCUUCUUUUUCUCUCUUCUUUUUUCUCUCUUCUUUUUCUCUUCUUUUUUCUCUCUUCUUUUUCUCUUCUUUUCUUCUUUUCUUCUCUUUUUUUCUCUCUUCUUUUUUCUCUCUUCUUUUUUUUUUCUCUCUUCUUUUUUUCUCUCUCUUCUUUUUUUCUCUCUCUUCUUUUUUCUCUCUCUUCUUUUUUCUCUCUCUUCUUUUUUUCUCUUCUUUUUUCUCUCUUUUUUUUUCUCUCUUCUUUUUUUCUCUCUCUUCUUUUUUUCUCUCUUUUUUUUUCUUUUUUUUUCUCUCUUCUUUUUUUUUUCUCUCUCUUCUUUUUUUCUCUCUCUUCUUUUUUUCUCUCUCUUCUUUUUUUCUCUCUCUUCUUUUUUUCUCUCUCUUCUUUUUUUCUCUCUCUUCUUUUUUUCUUUCUCUUCUUUUUUCUCUCUCUUCUUUUUUCUCUCUUUUUUUCUCUCUCUUCUUUUUUCUCUCUCUUCUUUUUUCUCUCUCUUCUUUUUUCUCUCUCUUCUUUUUUCUCUCUCUUCUUUUUCUCUCUCUUCUUUUUUCUCUCUCUUCUUUUUUCUCUCUCUUCUUUUCUCUCUCUUCUUUUCUCUCUCUUCUUUUCUCUCUCUUCUUUUCUCUCUCUUCUUUUCUCUUCUUUUUUUCUCUCUCUUUUCUCUCUCUUUUUUUUCUCUUUUUUCUCUCUCUUCUUUUUCUCUUCUUUUUUUCUCUUCUUUUUUCUUCUUUUUUCUCUUCUUUUUUCUCUUCUUUUUUUCUCUUCUUUUUUCUCUUCUUUUUUUCUUUUCUUCUCUUCUUUUUCUUCUCUUCUUUUUUUCUUUCUUUUCUUUUUUUUUUUUCUCUUCUUUUUCUCUUCUCUUUUUUUCUUCUCUUCUCUUUUUUCUCUUCUUUUCUUCUCUUUUUUUCUCUUCCUCUUUUUUUCUCUUCUCUUUUUUCUCUUCUCUUUUUUUCUUCUCUUUUUUUUUUCUCUUCUCUUUUUUCUCUUCUUUCUCUUCUCUUUUCUCUUCUCUUCUUUUUUUUUUAUUCUUUUCUCUUUUCUCUUUUCUUCUUUUUUUUUUCUUUUUUUUCUUUUUUUUUUUUUUUAUUCUCUUUUUUUAUUCUCUUCUCUUUUUUUAUUCUCUUCUUUUUUCUUAUUCUCUUCUUUUUUCUUCUCUUCUCUUUUUUUAUUCUCUUUUUUUUAUUCUCUCUUUUUUUUUUUUUUUUUUCUCUUCUUAG